Messenger RNA from Eublepharis macularius, 1582 nucleotides. It is a transcript of the gene IER5, whose product is annotated as immediate early response 5. The transcript has a single exon. The coding region runs from base 180 to 920 and encodes 246 amino acids. The record is from RefSeq and is a predicted model, not a curated record. Lineage: Eukaryota; Metazoa; Chordata; Lepidosauria; Squamata; Eublepharidae.
GCUCGAGUAGGUUGAAUGGUUUUGUUGAACGAAGCAAGAGGCUGGUCAGGAAAAGGCGCGAAGCCCACUCAUAAAGAAGCUUUUGCGCGGGGGCUCAUGAGAGGCGCUUUGGACUCGUCCGGACGCCUGGAUCGGUUUUGUCGCCGCGCAUCUUUUGCAAGCGCCGCGCCGCGAGCAGCAUGGAAUGCAAGCUGGAGGCGCACCGCAUCGUCAGCAUCUCACUGGGCAAGAUGUACAGCGCGCGGGGCCAGCGCGGCGGGGCGAAGCUGCACAAGAACCUGCUGGUGUCGUUGGUCCUGCGCAGCGCCCGGCAAGUCUACCUGAGCGACCUGGAGUGCUCCGCCGGCGCAGACCCCCUCCGGGCUGCAGAGCCCUCCCCGCUGCCGCCGCCCGUCUUUCCUUCCCCUUCUCCUCCCCGGGGCUUUUUGCAGGCAGAGCCCCGGGCUUCUGCAUUGCCCGGGCGGCUCCCUCUGGACCGGGAGGCGCUGCGGUUGCCCCGCUGCUGCGGCUGCUGCUGCUCUGCUUUAUCGGGCGGCGAGGCGGGCAACCGGCCGGCGGAGGCGCCUUCUCCUCCCUACUGCCCUAGGAAGCGGAGCGCCGCGGGGACUGGCGAAGCAGCGGGCGCGAUCGGGGGCUCUCCGUUGAAGAAGCCCCGCCGAGAGGAGGAGGCGCCCGAGGAGGACAUGGAGACGGGCAACGUGGCCAACCUCAUCAGCAUCUUCGGCUCCGGCUUCUCGGGACUGCUCAGCAAAAAGCCGGCCAGCGGCGGCCGGGUGCGGCGGAGGAGGCAAGAGACGGAGGAAGGCGCGGAGGAGGCGAAGGCAGCCGUGCCGCCCGAGGCUGAGCCCGGGCAGAUCUGCUGCGACGAGUCGAUGCUUCGCAACCUCAACCCUUGGAGCACGGCGAUCGUUGCUUUCUGAACUGCGGGGCGGGUGGAGGACGCCAACCCGGAGCAAGGCUUGCUCCCACUCUGGACAGCGCUGGUUGGUGCCAGGUGGAAGCAAGGACUCCUGCGCGCCUUGCAAGUUUCCUUUGCGGUGCAGGAGUGUGGGUUGGGUGGGCGUCUCUUGCAGUGGGACUGAAGCAGGGCAGGAUCCAGCACUUCACAUUCUUUUUGCUUUUUCUCCCGUCCGACUUUGGCUGCUGCUUUAGCAGCCUGCAUGACAACAUUUCGUUUGAGACUCCUGCUUGGAAUUGUUCUUUUUAACCUCCUUCUGUUUGAACAUCUCGUGGCGAAAGCUGUUGUGAAGGUCAUACCCUUGUUCCCAUGCCAGGCAGAGCAUGCCCCCACCCCCCAGCGUUAAAAAAGGUUGGCGUACCUUUAUAGCGGCAUUUGGGGAAGAGGGACACGAGCCUAAAUCGUUAUUGGGUUGAAUUGUUAUGGUGCUGUUAAGAUGGAUUUUUUUUUUUAAAAAAAGAGCGUUUACAGAUCUAUGAUUUUAAACUUUUCUGGGGCUUUUGAGAACUCCCGGCCUUUGUUGUAUAAAGGUUUUUGGGAGAGAGGGUCUGUACAGUAUUCUUUUUCUGGUUUGUGUGUGUUUUUGUAUGAAAAUGUAACUCUACGUGUACAACACGUAUUAAA